UAAAGUUAAAAUUUUCAUUGCCUCACGUUCUGUAAGACCAAAAUGAAAGUUUAUCCUCUAAAAGAUCUACUUUUCUCCCGUAACUUAACUCCACUUCCAAUGGGUUGUUGUUGCGACGAAGACGACGGUGACAUUUUCAGGCACCUCAUGAAUUCCAAUUUCCCCUCUUCUUCCUCCUCCACCUCUUCUUCCUGCACUGUAAUCUCACCGAUGAAUUCUCAUUUCUCUGCGCUAUCCUCCACCGACAUCCUCCGCCUCAUCUUCGAGAACCUUCCAAUCAUCGAUCUCGCACGUGCGAGCUGCGUGUGCCGUCUCUGGUGCUCCGUGGCCUCCCAGAGGGACAUGGUAACUAGAGCCUUCGUGGCACCUUGGAAACUGAACGACGUCGUCGGCAACCCACUCUCUGGAAGCUUCUGGAGAGACAACUCCCUCGCCAAAUUCGCCAUCUCCCAUCGCAUUACGCGCGGCGACACCGUCGCCAGCCUCGCCGUCAAGUACUCCGUUCAGGUAAUGGACAUAAAGCGCCUGAACAACAUGAUGAGCGACCAUGGCAUAUACUCAAGGGAAAGGUUAUUGAUCCCUAUUAGUAAUCCUGAUAUUCUUAUUAACAGAAGAUGCUUUAUUGAGCUUGAUGUCUAUGCAAAACGAGAAGUAGCAGUCUUGUAUCCCAAUGAUGUACCAGACAGGAGGACUACCUAUGUUUCAAACAGAAUUUCCUCAGAAGAAAGCAACAAAAAAGUGCUUGAAUCCUUGAAGAGAAGCAUGCAUGUUGAUAAUGAAACUGCUCAAUACUACUGGUCUGUUGCAAAUGGUGAUCCGAGAGCUGCUUUUGCCGAAUUUUCUGCAGACCUUAAGUGGGACUGGCAAGCAGGGCAUUCCUAGCCUUUCUGAAAGUUCUACCUUGUUUGGAAUGUUUGAGAGGUUGGUGGCAAGUGGAUAACAGAUGAUUAAGAGGUUGGUUGGCAGGCUAAUGGAUAAUAAAUAAUUAAGAGGCUGUGUUGCAGGCGAGUGUAUGCUUCAAUAGGUUUCCUCUUAAAAAAUCUGUUCAGUCUCCUCUGAUUGAAUACUGCUUGAGUUGUUAAUAGACUAUCAUAUUUGCUCUUCUCCAUCGGAGAUAUAUGAAACCAAAGUCAUACAAUAGUGGUGUGUGAAAGAUUUCAGCCGCUCAUGUGCAGUGUGUUCGGAAUCUGUGUAACCUGUAAUUUGUUAUAAAUUUAUUUAUAAAAGUUGAUGCAUUAUUUCAA
Molecule: messenger RNA, 1244 nt
Organism: Glycine soja
Lineage: Eukaryota; Viridiplantae; Streptophyta; Magnoliopsida; Fabales; Fabaceae
Product: F-box protein At1g55000-like
Exons: 2
Coding region: 43-882 (279 amino acids)
Molecular function (GO): protein binding
Source: RefSeq, a predicted model, not a curated record